AUGAAAGAGGAAAACGACUUCCUAUUCUCACUUAUAUCGCACUACUACGGCUUAAACCGUUUCGAAGAAGUAUCAGUGGAAGAGUGCAACAGAAAUAUCCGUAAAAUUAUUGACGAGCAUUAUCAUUCCAGUUGCGCUCAAAGGCUCCACAACUCAACACUGGAACUUAUAUCAAAUGCCACAUUUCUUAGGUAUCUCGACUCACCUGAAGGCAAUCGCAGUUUACUGCGCGUCAUUUUCGGCCUGCAAGAUCUGGAAGCGGACAUCGAAUUUGUUGCGCCGGCACAGCGAGAAAUUGACAGUUAUGUGGCCAAUGGUCUGCCAGUUUAUGCGUAUUCAUUCGAUUACUUCCCAAAAUCGCCGAUUUAUGAGGAAGAACGGAAAAUGUUUACUAUUUUUGGACAAGAAUCUGUUAAAGUCGUCCGAAAAGAGCUUCAGAUACCCCGGGAAGGCAGAUCGAGAGCAUUUCAUGGUCUCGACCACGCUUAUAUAUUUACGGAUGGCUAUAGUAGCAACCUGCAGGUGGAGCCAUUCACGAAGCGUGAUCGACAUAUGGCUAAGAUGCUUGCUGCUAUGAUUACCAAUUUUGUCAAAAAUGGGUUAGUUGUUAAAUUGUUUUGUUGGUAA
This is a messenger RNA of Gongylonema pulchrum, 627 nucleotides long. The record is from the annotation of a GenBank genome assembly. Lineage: Eukaryota; Metazoa; Nematoda; Chromadorea; Rhabditida; Gongylonematidae.